Messenger RNA from Annulohypoxylon maeteangense, 3273 nucleotides. Its product is annotated as glycosyltransferase family 90 protein. The record is from RefSeq and is a predicted model, not a curated record. The transcript has 5 exons. Bases 157 to 2994 code for a protein of 945 amino acids. Lineage: Eukaryota; Fungi; Ascomycota; Sordariomycetes; Xylariales; Hypoxylaceae.
GGGAUCUCCAUUUUCAGCCCUUUUUGCACGAGGCUUUGUUUUAGUUACCAUCCGAUGUCCGAUUUUCAGUCCAUUCCCUAUUAGAGUUUUCAUAGGACCGAAGCCGUAGUCUUCAUUGAAUGGCUUCGUUGAUAUUGUGGCCUUUAUGCAGUCCCAAUGGCACGUGAUGGGGGCUCGAGGCUGACAGCUGUCUGUUUUCUUGCCUCGUAUAUCUGGCUAUCAUGUUCUUUACAGCGACAUUCAUUAAUAGAUCAGCCGCGGCUGUCUUCAUUUUUACUCCUUUUCAUUUCAGGUAUCAUAGCUUUCAUAGCUAGCCUGUUUUCAAAAUGGCUUCCCGGCGCAGAUGGAAGAUUUGAUUCGGAGGCUGUCAUAAAGGGAAUGCAGUCGUCUCUCCCACACCGCCCUCGCCGGUUUUAUGUGCCUUGUAUCAUAUUUCUCAUCGUUUUUCGAUUAGAGAUCGUGCAUAAGGUUAUGCGUGACUUUCAAUGUGCCACCGAAGGCAUAGAGGCCUUUCUUCCUGUAUUCCUAGCUGCUCACGAGUUCUUCUCGCAUCGUACGGGCCAGGCCAUGUCCGAUGACCCGGAAGAGAUGUGGGGCAACCCCCUAGACGAUUUCAAGAAUUGGCUCAUAAGCUCCCCGAUCACUCUUUUUUUCAGCACCAUUCUCUUUAGCUAUGGUGUUUUCAUGGUGGGCGAUUUCACCACAAGAUCUAGUUAUUUCUGCUCGACCUUGGUGAAUCAGAGCUCGUUCACUGUACUCAUACAGUGGUUGGGAGUUUUCACCGAUGCUGUCAUCAUCAUUAUGUUAUGGAGAGUGCUUUCGUGGGCGAGAACAACGAGGAGCCGCCUUCGGACUCUAGGUGGGAUUUUGAUCUUAUCAUCUACUGGCGUCUCGCUUUUAUGGAUGGCAACACGAGUUUCCCAGCAUCAAGAAAUCAUUGGCCAUCAUCCUUUCAGGGGAAUCGGCUCCCUUUACUUCUUUGACGUUUCUAGUACGGCACUCCUCAUCUCUACCCUCAUUAUCUCAACGGCGCUGUGGAUCUGCGAUUCAACAGUCUUGGAGCCUAUAGCCAUUGCAUCUUUUACCUCGGGCUUACUCGGGAGUAUUCAAAAUGUUCUGUUGAUCGGAACAUACCAGCAGACCUCUCCAGGUCAGCCACUGCUAGUACUUGCUGUUAUCUCAACUGGGUUCAUUCUUUUUACGUAUGCAAACAACAUGAGAUGGAUUAUCUUCUUCAAGCGGGUGUUCCUCAUGUUGUUGCUUGCUUCUAUAUUCAUCACAUCUGCCAUCUUUGCUACGUUUAGGAGCAAGCAUCUAGACCGCCACCCAGUUGAUGAUCUCGUUUAUAAGAACAGGGUGGAAGCCGACCGCUGGCUACGGCACGCAACUGUUAGUACUACACUAAAAUCUGCGGUCACCGAAUAUAAAGACCGCCACCAAGGGCGCGACCCACCGCCGUAUUUUGACAAAUGGUUCGAAUUUGCGCUGCAGCGGAAAUCUGUUGUCAUCGACAGAUUUGACCAGGUAGAAAAAGAUAUCCGACCUUUCUGGGGUAUGAAACAACAAAAAAUCCAAGAGGGCUUGGAUCGAUUGAAGGUGUUGCCUGACAUUGGAAUCAUUACUAUCGCAGAAGGCAAGGCAUCUCACAACCAGCUUGUGGACCCCGUUCAAAAUGUGAUAUUGGACGAGGCAGUAUCGAUGAUUUCAAAUUUUGUUGAGUAUCUUCCUGAUAUGUCUAUUGCUAUCAACAUGAAAGAACGGCCUAGGGUUCUAGUUCCAUGGGACGAUAUUCAUAGAUUCAUUUUGGCGGGCAGCAAACCUCGGUUCCAACUUCUAUCCUCUCGCUCACGCAACCGCCUAGUGGAUGACCCAAAGCUAACGGACGUUAACCCCGCCGACGUGUCUAAAGAGGUUCUAGGAUCAAAUACCCAGCCGUAUGUGUCCCCGAAGAAAUUUAGACAACUGGAGGCCUUGGCAUGUCCUCCGGGGUCGGCAGCCCGCGGAGGCGUAAACUGGGACACGAGGGAUUUCUGUUCCUCGUGUGUCAAACCUCACUCGGAAGGGCAAUUCUUACAGGAUUGGGAGAUGUUCCUUGAUCCAUGCCACCAACCUGACAUAUUCAACUUACAUGAUUUACACACUACCCCUCAUCUCCAUGACCUACAUCAAGAUCUCCUGCCCCUCUUCAGUAGGUCAAAGACAGAUAGUUUCAACGAUAUCCUCAUACCACUCGUACGCCCCGUCAACCAGGACCCAGACGAGGUCGACUUCGACAAGAAGAAAGAAAUCGUGUUCUGGCAAGGGGAUGCCAAAGGCUCGCAAAUCGUGACGACUCAAUCCCUGCUCGGCGGCCAUCGUCAUCGACUAGUGCACCUCGCCAACAACGCCAGCGUCGUGGAUCAAGUGUCCAUGCUCCUCGGCGUCCAAGCCAACAAGAAAGACAAGUUCCAAUACGAGGCAACGCAGGUCAAAGAUGCGAACGGACCGCUACCAUUCGAGUUCUCGUUUACCAACACCGAAUCGUGCGACGACACCAACUGCCAGCUCCUGCAGCGGGAGUUCGGCUUCAAGGAGCCGGAGAAGGCCUUCGAUAAUAGGUACGUGGUACUACUCGACAGCGCAGACGGACCACCACAGGAUCUCAUACCGACGCUCCGGUCAAACAGCGUGCCGGUGCUAUCGUCCGUUUUCCGAGAAUGGUUCACCGAGCGGUUGAUGCCGUGGGUUCACUUCGUUCCGGUGGACCUCAGAUACCACGCUCUGCACAGCACGAUGGCGUAUUUCAUCGGCUUGAAGAACCGCGGCCCGAUUAACGGGAGACUGCAAACCACCGACGGCAGACACGAGGACGCGCGGUGGAUCGCGGAGCAGGGGCGUAAGUGGGCUGAUAAGGCUGUUCGUAGAGAGGAUAUGGAGGUUUACUUGUUUAGACUCCUGCUUGAGUGGGGUAGGGUCAUCGAUGAGAAUAGGGAUAAUUUGGGCUUCACGCUGUGAGAGUGGCGUAUGUGGUGGGUGAGGGAUUUGUGUAAUUAGAGGUACCUGUACCUACAUAUGUAUACAGCAACAUCUACGUACAUUUGCAUGGCAUAGAGGUAGUUGCUGGGGACAACUAAGUGGGGGUAAUAAAAAGGCGUUUCGGACAUUAAAUUUGUUCAUGUUGUGUUCGGAUGGUAGUUGGUGUUUGCCACAGAAAUGGGAUCCAUCGUUUAGGAACUUUCAUGCAUUUUUUGUUACGGGUAGCUUAUAAAAAAUAGUAGCCAGUGCUUUUGGAAA